AUGCAAUGGAUAUGUUAACAAUAUGUUCAACUUCAUUAAGUAAAAUAUCAGAAUCUGUGCAUUCCUACCCCUAAGCGGAGACAUCUGCCACCAUUAUUAAAAAAAUCCAACAAAUUAAUAGAUUAAUAAAUGUUUCGUAUCUACCUAUGACAGUUCCAUUCUGUGAUUUACCGUGUUGGAAUAAGAAGUGUCUAUAUAAGCCAGGACACUGCCAUCUGAAUGAAGCGAGGAUUCAGUAAAUAUUUAAUAGAACAUUACUUUAUUUCAAGGAACGAUGUCUUUUCUAAAACGUGAAGAAGCACUGUUGAAGUGUUUAUGUUUUGUGGUGCUUGUAGCAGUGGCAAAUGCUCUGCCAGUCCCUUGUGUCGUCAAACUAGCAGAGUACAAUUACCGACUAAAGACCGAGCCAUAUCUCACGGGUGUAGAGAAGCCUCGUUGUGAGGCUACCGGGGAGUACAAAGGCAUGCAGUUCCGUGGUUCUAAGGCAUAUUGUGUGACAUCACAAGGCAUAAUGAUUGACAGGUACAAGGUGAACAGAUCGGAGACUGGUGCUGAUAUGGACUGCCAGUGCGCCAGAGACGAGUAUGCGUACAUACAGACACGUAGGAUUGGUAAAAUGUUCUUUUGUGAGAAGAACGGUAACUAUGCAUCAGUUGGAUGCACGGGUUCUGUGUGUUACUGCCAAAACAAGAUGGGAAAGCAAGUGGGAACAUCGACUGUCGGCAUCUGGGAAAUGGAUUCAAUAAACUGCUAGAGUGUACAGCAGCUAUAUACAAUCCUGAUUUUAAUGAUUCAUUAAAAUAAAAUUAUUUCAG
This is a messenger RNA of Mercenaria mercenaria, 815 nucleotides long. RefSeq lists its product as uncharacterized. The coding region runs from base 275 to 754 and encodes 159 amino acids. The record is from RefSeq and is a predicted model, not a curated record. The transcript is spliced from 5 exons. Lineage: Eukaryota; Metazoa; Mollusca; Bivalvia; Venerida; Veneridae.